Messenger RNA from Plasmodium adleri (nom. inval.), 9249 nucleotides. Its product is annotated as transmission-blocking target antigen s230. NCBI's taxonomy places the organism in Eukaryota, Apicomplexa, Aconoidasida, Haemosporida, Plasmodiidae. Gene Ontology annotation, biological process: symbiont entry into host. Bases 1 to 9249 code for a protein of 3082 amino acids. Gene Ontology annotation, cellular component: plasma membrane; cell surface. The transcript has a single exon. The record is from RefSeq and is a predicted model, not a curated record.
AUGAAGAAACUUCUAACGCUGAAGAAUCUAUUCCUCAUCAUUCUGGUAUUCAUAUUAACCGAGAAAAAAGACGUCCGUUGUAAUAUCAUAAAGGAGAAUAAUAUUAAGAAUGAUGAAGACAAGAGAUUCCACUUAUUUUAUUAUUCCCACAACUUUUUUAAGACACUCGAAACAAAACAAAAAAAGAAGAAGAAGAAGAAGCAAUUAUUUAAAAAUGUUGGAAUUAGUAAUUUAUCUAAAGAAAUAAGUAUAAGAAAGGAAACAUAUGUGACAACAAAACAUAGAACAUGUCCCUUUGAUAAAGAAGAAAGUUCAUUUGAAAUGGGAUCAAGAAAUAUUACAUGUUAUGAUCCUAUCAUAUGGAAGAAAGAAAGGAAAUAUAUGAAUAAGACUGUUAUAAAAAAGAAUGUAAUCAAUGAUCAAUUUGUAUAUAGUGAUAUAGAUAAAGAAUAUAAAAAUGAUAUAAAAAAUGUUGAAGAGAAAAUUGAUAGAGAUAUAUACGAAAAAAAAGAUUAUGAAAAUAAUGAUAAUCUUGUAGUAGGGUAUGAUGAUAAUUUUUUACUAUCUUUUUUAAAAAAAUGUUUGAUGAAAAUAUUUUCCUCACCAAAAAAAAAAAAAACUGUAGUACAAAAAAAACAUAAAUCUAAUUUUUUUAUAAACAGUUCUUUGAAAUAUAUAUAUAUGUAUCUCACCCCCUCUGAUAGUUUUAAUUUAGUACGUAGAAAAAGAAAUUUGGAUGAGGAAGAUAUGUCUUCCAAUGAUAAUUUUGUAAUAGAUGAGGAGGAAGAAGAGGAAGAAGAGGAAGAAGAAGAGGAGGAAGAAGAUGAAGAAGAAGAAUAUGAAGAAGAAUAUGAAGAAGAAUAUGACGAUUAUGUUUAUGAACAAAGUGUGGAUGAAACCGAAGAACCAUUACAACAAUUACAAGAAGAACAACAAAAAGAAGUAGCUGUUGAAGAUUCAGAAGAAAGUUCUAAUGAUGUGGAUGAAGAUUAUGUAGAAGGAGAAGAUGAAGAUAUGAUAAGAGUUGAUGGAUAUUAUGAAGAUCAAUUCAGAGAUACUUAUGAUAGUAAAAUAAAAGAUGAAGGAGAAGAUGAUGCAGUAGAUGAAUAUUUAGAUGAAUAUUCAGAUGUACAUUCAGAUGAAUAUUCAGAUGUACAUUCAGAUGUACAUUCAGAUGUAUAUGAGAAAGAAAGAGAAAACCAAGGUGAAACAUAUUCAGUCGAUGAUGAUGAUGAAGGUGAAGAAAGUUUUACCUAUGAAAAAAGCGAUAUUAGUAAAACCGAUUUGUUUAAGUUUAUAGAAGAUAGUGAAGGAGAUGAUAUAUAUAAAGUUGAUAGUUCUAACGUUUUAUUAGAAGAUGGUACUAGAGUCAGUAAAGUUUCUAGAAAAAGUGCUGAUGUAGAAGGAAGAGAAGAAGAAGAAGAAGAAGAAAGAGAAGAAAGAGAAGGAGAAGAAGGAGAAGAAGAAAGUGUUAUAAAAAUUAUAACAAAUGUAUUACAAAAUAAUGUAUUACCAAGUGAUGGUGCUGACGAGUUCGAUAAAAUCGAUUUGUCUUUUGAAACAACAGAAAGUGGAGAUACUAGCGUAUCAGAAGAUUCAUUUGAUAAAUAUGCAUCUAAUAAUACAAAUAAAGAAUAUGUGUGUGAUUUUACUGAUCAAUUAAAACCAACAGAAAGUACUCCUAAAGUAAAAAAAUGUGAACUAAAAGUAAAUGAGCCAUUAAUAAAAGUAAAAAUUAUAUGCCCAUUAAAAGGAUCUGUAGAAAAAAUAUAUGAUAAUAUAGAAUAUGUUCCUAAAAAAAGUCCAUAUGUUGUAUUAACAAAAGAAGAAACUAAAUUGAAAGAACAUGUUCUAUCUAAACUUAUUUAUGGUUUAAUAAUAUCUCCAACAGUGAAUGAAAAAGAAAAUAAUUUUAAAGAAGGUGUUAUUGAAUUUACAUUGCCACCUAUGGUUAAUAAACCAACCGUAUUUUAUUUUAUAUGUGAUAAUUCUAAAACAGAAGAUGAGAACAAAAAAGGAAAUAGAGGAAUUGUAGAAGUUUCUAUACAACCAUAUGGUAAUAAAAUUAAUGGUUGUGCUUUCUUAGAUGAUGAUGAAGAAGAAGAAAAAUAUGGUGAUCAAGGUGAAGUUGAUGAAAAUAAUGAUAAAAUAAAAUUGAAAAAAUUCUUUACACAGAAUAUUUAUAAAAAAAAUAAUAUCUAUCCAUGUUAUAUGAAAUUAUAUAGUGGAGAUAUAGGUGGUAUCAUGUUUCCAAAAAAUAUAAAAUCAUCAACUUGUUUUGAAGAAAUGAUACCUUAUAAUAAAGAAAUAAAAUGGAAUAAAGAAAAAAAAACUUUAACUAAUUUAAUAAAUAAUUCUGUUGUAUAUAAUAAAGAUAUGAAUGCAAAAUAUUAUAAUGUUCAAUAUGUUCAUAUCCCUACAAGUUAUAAAGACACAUUAAAUUUAUUUUGUAGUAUUAUAUUAAAAGAAGAUGAAAGUAAUUUAAAUUUAAAUUCAAAUUCUUAUUUAGUAUAUGUAAGUAUUAAUGAAGAAUUCAAUUUUUCACUUUUAGAUUUUUAUGAAUCAUUUGUUCCUAUCAAAAAAACAAUACAAGCAGCUCAAAGAAAUCUUAAUAAUAAAGAACAUGAUUAUACAUGUGAUUUCACAGAUAAAUUAGAUAAACCAGUUCCUCCUCUUAUUGAAGGAAAGAAAUUAUUUAUAUGUAGAAAAUAUUUAAAAGAAUUUGAUACUUUUACUUUAAAAUGUAAUGUAAAUAAAACAAAUUAUCCAAAUAUAGAAAUCUUUCCAAAAAAUUUAAAAGAUAAAAAAGAAGUAUUAAAAUUAGAUCUUGAUAUUCAAUAUCAAAUGUUUAGUAAAUUUUUUAAAUUCAAUACACAGAAUUCAAAAUAUUUAAAUUUAUAUCCAUCUUAUCUUAUGUUUCCAUUUAAUCAUAUAGGAAAAAAAGAAUUAAAAAAUAAUCCUAUAUAUAAAAGUCAUAAAGAUAUUAAAUAUUUUGAACAAUCCUCUUUAUUAUCUCCACUUUCUUCAUCAGAUAGCUUAGGCAAAUUAUUAAAUUUUAUAGAUACACAAGAAACGGUUUCUCUUACAGAAAAAAUUAGAUAUUUAAAUAUAACUAUUAAUGAAUUAGAAUCUGAUAAUAAUACUUUUUCUUUAACAUUACAAGUACCACCAUAUAUAGAUAUUAAAGAACCAUUUUAUUUUAUGUUUGGCUGUAAUAAUAAUAAAGGUGAUGGAAAUAUCGGAGUAGUAGAAUUAUUAAUAUCUAAACAUGAAGAAAUCAUUAAAGGAUGUAAUUUUCAUGAUACUAAAUUAGAUUAUUUCAAUAAUAAUGUAUCUAGUUCUAAAGAUGAAUGUACUCUACAUGCAUAUGAAAAUGAUAUAAUAGGAUUUAAUUGCUCAGAAACUAAUAAUGCUUCUGAUGAAGAAGAAGAUGGAGUUGACGUAUCACUACAACCUGAAAAUUGUUUUAAUAAAGUAUAUAAAGGACUUGAAAUCAUUGAUAUCAAUACAUUAUUAAAUAAUGCACAAGUAUAUAAAAUAAAUAAUAAAAAAACACCUGUAUUUUUAAAAAUACCACCAUAUAAUUUAUUAGAAGAUACUAAAUUAAGUUGUAAAUGUACUAUUGAAGGUGUUGUUAAAAAUAUAAAUGUUAUUCUAACAAAAACUGAUACAGUAUUAUUAAAAAGAGAAAUACAAAAUGAAUAUAUAUUAGAUGAUAAAAUAUAUACAUGUGAACAUGAAAAUUUUAUUAAUCCAAGAGUUAAUAGAAUAUUUGAUGAAAAUGUAGAACAUACAUGUAAUGUAAAAAUAGAAAAAUUCUUUAAUUAUAUUCAGAUAUUAUGUCCAGCUAAAGAUCUAGGUAUUUAUAAAGAUAUACAAAUGUAUUAUGAUAUUAUUAAACCUACAAGGGUACCACAAUUUAAAAAAUUUAAUAAUGAAGAACUACAUAAAUUAAUUCCUAACUCUGAAAUGUUACAUAAAACAAAAGAAAUGUUAAUUUUAUAUAAUGAAGAAAAAGUAGAUCUAUUACAUUUCUAUGUAUUUUUUCCAAUAUAUAUAAAAGAUAAUUAUGAAUUCAAUAUUGUAUGCGAUAAUUCCAAAACAACAUGGAAUAAUCAAAUAGGAGGAAAAGUUAUUUAUCAUAUAACUGUUUCAAAAAGAGAACAAAAAGUUAAAGGAUGCUCAUUUAAUGAUGAACAUACAAAUAUGUUUAUUGAUAAUAAAUCUAAUGUUAAAAAUUGUGUUAUUGAUGCUAAUCCUAAAGAUAUUAUAGGUUUUGUUUGUCCAUCAGGUACUCUAAAAAUAACAAGUUGUUUUAAAGAUGCUGUUGUUAAUACAAAUUUAACUAAUAUCAAUCGUAUACUCUAUUUAAAAAAUAAUUUAGCUAAUUUUACAUAUAAACAUUAUUUUAAUUAUAUGGAAGUACCAGCUUUAAUGGAUUAUGAUAUUUCUUUUAAAUGUAUUUGUGUAGAUUUAAAAAAAAAAAAAUAUAAUAUUAAAUCACCAUUAGGACCUAAAGUAUUAAAUGCUAUUUAUAAAAAAUUAAAUAUAAGAUAUGAUAAAUAUGUUACUGGUACUCUUCAAAAUAAAUAUCUUAUGACAUAUAUGGAUCUUCAUUUAUCUAAUAAACGGAAUUAUAUAAAGGAAUUAUUUAAUGAUUUAGAUAAAAAAAAACCAGCUGAUACAGAUGCAAACCCAGAAACUAUUAUCGAAUCUUUAACUAUCAAUGAAUCUAAUGAAUCGACACCAUUUCCAACAGGUGAUGUAGAUGCAGAACAUUUAUUAUUAGAAGGUUAUGAUGUAUGGGAAAAUUUAUAUGAUGAAACAUUAGAAGAUGUUAUAUAUAAAGAUAUCGAAUCUUUAGAAUUAAAAGAUAUUGAACAAUAUGUCUUACAAGUUAAUUUAAAAGCUCCAAAAUUAAUGAUGUCUUCUCAAAUUAAUAAUAAUAGACAUGUAUGUGAUUUCUCAAUGAAAAAUCUAAUCGUACCUGAUUCAUUAAAAAAAAAAAAAGAAGAAGGUGGAAAUAAUCCAAUAAAUAUUCAUUGUUAUGCCUUAUUAAAACCUUUAGAUACAUUAUAUGUUAAAUGUCCUACAUCUAAAGAUAAUUAUGAAGCUGCAAAGGUAAAUAUAUCUGAAAGUGAUAAUGAAUAUGAGUUACAAGUUAUUUCAUUGAUAGAAAAAAGAUUACAAAAUUUUGAGCUAUUAGAUUCUAAAAGAAAUGGAAAUGGUCAUGCUAUACUACCCAAUGGUGUUGUUGAUCCAACGAGUGUUUUAGAUAGUAGUACAUUUGAAAAAUAUUUUAAGAAUAUAAAAAUAAAACCAGAUAAAUUUUUUGAAAAGGUUAUAAAAGAAGUAGAUGAUACUGAAGAAGAAAAAGAUUUAGAAAGUAUAUUACGUGGUGUAAUAGUUAGUCCUAUGAAAGUUUUAAAAAAAAAGGAUCCUUUUACUUCCUAUGCAGCUUUAGUAGUACCUCCAGUUGUUUCAAAAGAUUUACAUUUAAAAGUUGAAUGUAAUAAUACUGAAUAUAAAGAUGAAAAUCAGAAUAUAUUAGGAUAUAAUGGAAUAGUACAUAUAGACAUAUCAACUAGUGAUGAAAAGAUUAAAGGAUGUGAUUUUUCUACAGAUAAUAGUUCUAUAUUAACAACAAGUAUAGAAUUAGUAAAUGGUGAAACAAAAGAUUGUGAAAUAAAUAUAAAUAAUAAUGAAUUUUUUGGAAUAAUAUGUGAUAAUGAUACAAAUUUAGAUCCAGAAAAAUGUUUUAAUGAAAUAUAUGAUAAAGAUAAAAGUAAUGUAAAAAAAUUUCAUGAAUUAAUACCUAAUAUAGAUAUAUUUUCAUUACCUAAUUCUAAUAAGAAAAAAGUAGCAUAUGCUAAGAUACCGUUAGAUUAUAUUAAUAAGUUAUCAUUUUCUUGUUCAUGUAAAUCAUCACAUAAUAAUACAAUUGGAAAUAUGAAAGUAAUAUUAAAUAAAGAUGAAAAAGAAGAAGAUGAAUUUAAAACAAGUUUAAGUAUUAAACAUAAUAAUGUAAAUUUAUGUAACUUUUUUGAUAAUGCUGAAUUAACAUUUGAUAAUAAUAAAAUAAUUUUAUGUAAAAUAGAUGCAGAAUUAUUUUCAGAAGUAAUUAUACAAUUACCAUUAUUUGGAAAUAAUAAAAUAUUAGAAGGAGUUCAAAAUGAAGAAUAUAAGAAAUUUUCAUUAAAACCUUUAUUACCAAUUAAUGAAGAUGAUAAUGAUAUUAAAGUAAUAGGGAAAGAAAAAACUGAAGUGUCUAUCAAUUUAGCUUUAAAAGGUGUUUAUGGUAAUCGAACAUUUAAGUUUGAAAAAGAUGGAAAGAAAGGUGAAGGAAUUAGUUUUUUUAUACCUCCAACUAAAGUAGAUACAGAUUUAAAAUUUAUAAUUAAUGAAACUAUAGAUAAUUCAAAUAUUAAACAAAGAGGAUUAAUAUAUAUAUUUGUAAGAAAAAAUGUAAAAGAAAAUGCAUUUAAAUUAUGUGAUUUUACAACAGGUUCAACAUCAUUAAUGGAAUUAAAUAGUCAAAUGAAAGAAAAAAAAUGUAAUGUCAAAAUAAAAAAAGGAGAUAUUUUUGGUAUUAAAUGUCCUAAAGGAUUUGCUAUAUUUCCUCAAGCAUGUUUUAGUAAUGUAUUAUUAGAAUAUUAUAAAAGUGAUAAUACUGAUAGUGAAGAUAUUAAUUAUUAUAUUCAUAAAGAUAAAAAAUAUAAUUUAAAACCUAAAUAUGUUAUUGAAUUAAUGGAUGAAAAUUUUAGAGAAUUACAAAAUAUUCAACAAUAUACUGGUAUAUCAAAUAUUACAGAUAUGUUACAUUUUACAAAUUAUAAUCUAGGAAAUCUACCAUUAAAUUAUAAAAAUAAUUAUUCUACAGCAUAUGCUAAAGUACCAGAUACUUUUAAUUCUAUUAUUAACUUUUCUUGUAAUUGUUAUAAUCCAGAAAAACAUGUUUAUGGAACCAUGCAAGUUGAAUCAGAUAAUCGUAAUUUUGAUAAUAUUAAAAAAAAUGAAAAUAUCAAAAAAAAUGUUCUUUUACCAACUAUAGAAAAAUUUCCUCUACUAUUAGAUGAUGAACAACGAGAAAAAUUAAAAUUAAAAUUAAAAGAUACAAAUGAUAUGUUAAAUACAAAUAAUAUUAAUCAUACAAAUGAUAUUAAUAAUAUAUAUAUGUUAUAUAAUUCCAAUGAACAUAUUUGUGAUUAUCAAAAAAAUGAAUCACUCAUUUCAAAUAUAUCUAGUGAUACCCAAAAAAUACAAAAAAGUACAUGCAAAAUUAAUGCAAAGGCUUUAGAUGUUGUUACUAUUAAAUGUCCUCAUACCAAAAAUUUUACUCCUAAAGAUUUAUUAGAUAAUUCAGCAUUACAUUCUAAUGAUAAAAAAAUUGUUAUCACAUUUGAUAAAAAAAAUUUUGUUACUUAUAUAGAUCCUACAAAAAAAACAUUUUCUUUGAAAGAUAUAUAUAUACAAAGUUUUUAUGGUGUUACACUUGAUCAUCUUAAUAAAAUAAAAAAACUGCAACAAGAAUGGGAUGAUGAACAUUUAUUUUAUCCUCCUUAUAAUGUAUUACAUAAUGUUGUAGUUAAUAAUCAUAUAGUCAAAUUAUCAUCUGCAUUAGAAGGGGUUUUAUUUAUUAAAUCUAAAGUGACAGGAGAUGAAACAAGUACCAAAAAAAAUACUACAUUACCAACUGAUGGAGUAUCAAGUAUUUUAAUACCACCAUAUGUAAAAGAAGAUAUAACAUUUCAUAUUUUUUGUGGAAAAUCUACAACCAAAAAACCAAACAAAAAUAAUACAUCUUUGGCACUUAUACAUAUACAUAUAGCAUCAAAUAGAAAUAUUAUUCAUGGUUGUGAUUUUAUAUAUUUAGAAAAAAAUACAACUGUAGGUAGUACUCUUAAUAAUACAUCUCCUAUAUUUACAUAUAAUAAAAAUACAGAAAAUAAUUUAAUAUGUGAUAUAUCUUUAGUUCCACAAAAUAUUAUAGGUAUUAAUUGUCCUAAUAAAAAAAUGAAUCCAUCAACAUGUUUUGAUGAAGUUUAUUAUAUUAAAGAAGAAGAUGUACCACCAAAAAGUAUAACAGCAGAUAAAUAUAAUACAUUUACUAAAGAUAAAAUAACAAAUAUUUUAAAAAAUGCAAUCUCUAUUACAAAUCCAGAUGAAAAGGAUAAUACAUAUUCUUAUUUAAUAUUACCAGAAAAAUUUGAAGAAGAACUGAUUGAUAGUAAAAAAGUUUUAGCUUGUACAUGUGAUAAUAAAUAUAUAAUACAUAUGAAAAUAGAAAAAAAUACAAUAGAAAAAAUCAAAAAUGAUGAAAAAAAAACUAUUGGAAAAGAUAUAUGUAAAUAUGAUGUAACAACAAAAGUUGCAACUUGUGAUAUUAUAGAUGUAAUAGAUUCAUCAUCAAUAAAAGAACAUCAUACUGUAAAUUAUUCAGUUACAUUAUCUAGAUGGGAUAAACUUAUUAUUAAAUAUCCAACAAAUGAAAAAACUCAUUUUGAAAAAUUAUUUGUUAAUCCUUCGAAUUUAAAAGAUAAAGUUUUAUAUAACUAUACUAAUCCAAUAAAUAUAGAACAUAUAUUACCAGGAUCUAUUACAACAGAUUUAUAUGACACCAGAACAAAACUUAAACAAUAUAUAUUAAGAAUUCCACCAUAUGUUCAUAAAGAUAUACAUUUCUCAUUACAAUUUAAUAAUACUUUAAGUUCUACUAAACAAAAUCAAAAUGUUAUUUAUGGAAAUGUUGCUAAUAUUUUUAUUCAUAUCAAUCAAGGAUAUAAAGAAAUUCAUGGAUGUGAUUUUACAGGCAAAUAUUCUCAUUUAUUUACUUAUUCAAAAAAACCAUUACCUAAUGAUAAUGAUACUUGUAAUAUUACUAUUACAAAUAAUACAUUCUCAGGUUUUGCAUGCUUAAGUCAUUUCGAAUUAAAACCAGAUAACUGCUUUUCAUCUGUCUAUGAUAAUAAUGAAGCUAAUAAAGUUAAAAAACUAUUCGACCUAUCUACAAAUGUUGAAUUAGAUCAUAUCAAACAAAACAUAUCAGGAUUUACUCUUUCUUAUAUUAUUUUUAAAAAAGAAUCAAACAAACUAAAAUUCUCAUGCACAUGCUCAUCUCAUUAUUCAAAUUAUACUAUAAGAAUCACAUUUGAUCCUAAUUAUAUAACUCCAGAACCGCAAUCAAGAGCCAUCAUUAAAUAUGUAGAUCUAAAAGAUAAAAAUUUUGGAAAAUACUUAAGAAAGAAUUAA